AUGACGAAUUUACUCUCAAGGGCCGUGUCAACUUUGUCCUUCACAACCCCCCGUUGGCAACCGAACCCCCCCCAGACUCCUGGUGAGACCGUCAUGACCAUCACCGGCGACCUGAGCACCCGCGACUUCAAGGAUGUCGAGCGUAAAGGAGGCCCCCGUGUAGUCACCUGCUACUCGGAUGGCGACCCAACAAUCAAGCACAUGGCCAAAAUAUUCGACGCUUUGGAUCACCCUUUGAUGGGUGAUCCAAACUGUGACCUCCGCCCCCGGGAAACCUGCGGGUUUUCUGCGCCUGGGAACGAGAAAUUCAGGCACAUCGUCCCGACGUACCAUGGCAGUUGGACGUUUGCCCUGCCGACGCAUCAGGCUGGCAAGCCUCGGUGGGUGAGGAUGGUGCUGAUGGAGCAUUUUGAAGGGGAAGUGAUGGAUAAAAUCAUGGGCAAACAAGUCAUACCCAAGGACGACGACGACGACGACGACUACAGCGAACCAAACAUUAAAUACACCCUCGACUACGGCAAACUUCCCCCCGAAGCAGACCGUCUCUCCAUCAUGAAACAAAUCAUCGAAACCGAAAUCAGGAUGAUGUGGAACGUCGAAAUUAGCAUUACACCUUGCAAUGCGAGGCUCAAGACGGAGAAUAUCUUUGUCUGCAACGACGGAUCCGUCAAGUUCAUCAGUUUUAGAGAGGCAAAGGUGUACCGCUAUCUUGACGAGACGGAGGAUCACCCAAACCAGAUCUAUGAUGGGCGGUGGGACUCAGGCGUGCCAGCGGCGGAGAUGAGGCCGAUGAAGUCUCCGAUUGAGAGAUACUGGUCUAAAUGCUUCCUCGAACCUUUCGAUCGUUGGCUCCCAGAGGCCUGGGAAAAGAACGAGGAGUUGGCAAACGAGUGGUUGAUUGACACGUUCGGCUCGGAGAAGGAGUUAGAAAAGUAUGAGCCGAUCAAAGACGAGUGGUUCUGGGAGAGAGAGCCUAUAAGGGACAAGGCGAAAAGGUGCGCAAGUGGUUGGAAGAUCAUGAUCCGGACGAGAGGCCCUCCAAGAGAGCUCGGCAUGUAUAAUUCAACAGGACUAUUACUACUAGUUGGACUUCUUGCAACAUCUUUCAAGGCCUUUAUAUUUUAUGUCAAAUCUUCCCCCAUGUGA
Molecule: messenger RNA, 1146 nt
Organism: Podospora anserina S mat+
Lineage: Eukaryota; Fungi; Ascomycota; Sordariomycetes; Sordariales; Podosporaceae
Exons: 2
Coding region: 1-1146 (381 amino acids)
Source: RefSeq, a predicted model, not a curated record